AUGAGCGCACCUGAUUUUUACUCAGAAGAAAUUGUGCCGGCUGAAGAGCCUGAAAUUCUAGAAACCUCAAAUCCAGUAUGCUUCGAUGAAUCCUUGUCGUCGUCUGAAUUGAUUCACCCAUGCGUGUCGUCAGGUAUUACGCCUUAUACGCCUAAUCAAGAAGAUUUGUCAGAACUUGAAAGUCGGUUACGGUUCAGACAGUUAGAGCAAUCCGACGGAUGUACGCCAAACACCCUUAUUGACUCCGAAUUACUUGUUGAUGAAUUCUUGAACAAGUUACGCGAACGUGUUAUCUUGUCAAAAUCAGAAAGUGAAUUACAAGAGUGGACUUCAAUCACUGAAACUCUGAAAGAAAAGAGUCGAUUGCUUCGCAAUUCAUAUGCGACAAGGCAUAAUAAGGUGAACCAUGAUGAGCUUGAACUAAAUUUAAAUGCCGAUUCAGAGACCGUUUCAAAAAUUCUUUUAUUAUUGGAAAAAGUGGAAAUGCUGGAAAACUUGACAGGAACUGAAUGCAGGCCCAUUGAAAGUGGUAGUGUUCAGUUGCAACUUAAUGCUCUGACUCAGAAAAUUGAGUUUCUGAUGGCGUGCAUGUCCCAGCAGAGCAAGAAUUUGCCUACCAAAUUAGCCAGUGCUGAUAGCUUGCUCUCGAAUGAGAAAGAGAGUUCUCUGCUUCAGAAGAUCGAAUACCUGUAUGAUAGACUUGGAAAACAAACUUUCUGA
This is a messenger RNA of Ogataea polymorpha, 720 nucleotides long. RefSeq lists its product as uncharacterized. The record is from RefSeq and is a predicted model, not a curated record. The transcript has 2 exons. The coding region runs from base 1 to 720 and encodes 239 amino acids. Lineage: Eukaryota; Fungi; Ascomycota; Pichiomycetes; Pichiales; Pichiaceae.